GUCAGAGGUCACCGCUCCAAAACAACAUGGCGGCUUCCGGUAAAGCUACGUUGGUGCUGAAGACUGUGAAGACAAUAGCGGUUCAGUUUUGUCCCUUUGAGUCCAAUGUCCGGUCCACACGGGAGUUUCUGGCCUUGGUCAGCUCUGAUAAGGUCCGAUCUACCAACAUGAACUGUGAGGUGACGUGGACGGUGAAACACGACAAGUCUGAACCUGUCAUCGAUGUAACUUACGCUGAUGGAGAGAAGCUGCUGAUGAAGGGAGCGCAUCUGACCUGCCAGGAGAUGAAGAGUGCAUUUGUGUCCCGCUGCGAAGAAAAGAACCCGCAGAUUAAAUCUGCAGCAGCUAAAUGAUCAUUCCUGUAUGAAUAUGUUCUUAUUUAUCUGU
Messenger RNA from Nematolebias whitei (Rio pearlfish), 387 nucleotides. RefSeq names its product mitochondrial ribosomal protein L53 (gene mrpl53). The record is from RefSeq and is a predicted model, not a curated record. NCBI's taxonomy places the organism in Eukaryota, Metazoa, Chordata, Actinopteri, Cyprinodontiformes, Rivulidae. Bases 27 to 353 code for a protein of 108 amino acids. The transcript is spliced from 3 exons. Gene Ontology annotation, cellular component: mitochondrial large ribosomal subunit.